This is a messenger RNA of Lachancea thermotolerans CBS 6340, 1446 nucleotides long. It is a transcript of the gene SRM1, whose product is annotated as Ran guanyl-nucleotide exchange factor. The record is from RefSeq and is a predicted model, not a curated record. Gene Ontology annotation, molecular function: guanyl-nucleotide exchange factor activity. The transcript has a single exon. Gene Ontology annotation, cellular component: cytoplasm. Lineage: Eukaryota; Fungi; Ascomycota; Saccharomycetes; Saccharomycetales; Saccharomycetaceae. Bases 1 to 1446 code for a protein of 481 amino acids.
AUGAGCAAACGUUCCGCAAGUCCCCCUCUGACGCCGGGCAAACGGGCAAGAAAGCACCUCGUUUCCACCAUUCAUAAGCACUAUGAGCUGAUCAACAGUCAGGAUGACUACAAGUACAUGUAUCUGUCACUGCAGCCGCUAGAUAUAUUCUGCUGGGGCACCGGCUCAAUGUGCGAGCUAGGAUUGGGCCCUUCGGCCAAAAAUAAGGAGGUCAAAAGGCCCCGUCUGAAUCCGUACUUGCCUCGAGACCAGGCCAAGAUUGUUUCUUUCGCAGUAGGAGGAAUGCAUGUUCUGGCUUUGGACCAGGACAACCAUGUAUGGUCGUGGGGGACAAAUGACUCCGGCGCUUUAGGGCGUGAUACUUCUCACGCUAACGAGCAACUGAAAGACAUGGACGCUGAUGAUAGCAGCGACGACGAAGACGGAGACUUGAACGACCAAGAAAGUACUCCAAUAAAGUUACCUGAUGAAUCCCUACCACUGAAAGAUCACAAGGUUGUUCAGCUAGCUGCUACAGACAAUCUGAGCUGUGUCUUGCUGGACAAUGGUGAGGUUUACGCAUGGGGUACUUUUAGAUGUAACGAGGGCAUCCUGGGCUUCUACAAAGACACGAUCAAGAUCCAAAACACCCCAUGGAAGGUCCCUUCAUUCACUACAUCUAAGGUUGUCCAGAUGGCUGCUGGGAAAGACCAUAUUUUGUUUCUGGACGAGGGCGGUGUCGUCUAUGCUUGGGGAAAUGGUCAGCAGUACCAGUUGGGGAGAAAAAUCAUGGAGCGCUCUCGUUUAAGAACGCUGGACCCCAGGGCUUUUGGCUUAGACAAGGUCAAGUACAUUGCCACUGGUGAAAACCAUUCUUUCGCUUUAACUAGAGAUGGAAGACUGUAUAGUUGGGGCUUGAACCAAUUUGGCCAGUGUGGUGUUUCUGAAGAAGUGGACGACGGCGCCCUGGUAACGGUCCCAACUGAAGUCUUACUUCCCGAAGGGACAAGAGUAAAAAUGGUUUCUGCAGGUGAGCAUCACUCCAUGGUUCUUACUGAGGAAGGAGAGCUCUAUACCUUUGGUAGACUUGACAUGUUCGAAAUUGGAAUACCUAAGGCUAAGCUCCCGGAGCAGACUUAUAUUGAUGCCCAUGGAAAACCCCGUGCUGUGCCAGUGCCUACUAAGUUGGUUGAAGUUCCCCGCUUCAAGAACAUCGCUGCUGGCUCUCACCAUUCUCUAGCCAUUUCUGAAGAUGGUGUUGUGUUUUCAUGGGGAUUUGGUGAAACUUACGCAGUUGGUCUGGGCCCUUCCGGUGAUGACAUCGAGGUGCCUACUAGAAUUAAAAACACUGCAACGCAAGACCACGACAUCAUUUUCGUCGGAGGAGGCGGUCAGUUCUCAGUCUCGGGUGGUAUUAAGCUGAAUGACCAGGAUGCCGAAAAAAGAGCAGACAAAUACGAUGACUGA